This is a messenger RNA of Mesitornis unicolor (brown roatelo), 1158 nucleotides long. RefSeq names its product neuropeptide Y receptor Y1 (gene NPY1R). The coding region runs from base 1 to 1158 and encodes 385 amino acids. Gene Ontology annotation, biological process: G protein-coupled receptor signaling pathway. NCBI's taxonomy places the organism in Eukaryota, Metazoa, Chordata, Aves, Mesitornithiformes, Mesitornithidae. The transcript is spliced from 2 exons. The record is from RefSeq and is a predicted model, not a curated record. Gene Ontology annotation, molecular function: neuropeptide binding; neuropeptide Y receptor activity. Gene Ontology annotation, cellular component: neuron projection; plasma membrane.
AUGAAUGCUUCGGUUAUUGCCCCCCUGGGAAAUAUUUCCGGUUACCUGAAUUUUUCAGAGAAGAACUCACAGAUUUUGCAGUUUGAGGAUGAGGAUUGCCAUGUGCCUUUGGCCAUGGUUUUCACUUUGGCCUUGGCUUACGGGACUGUGAUAAUUCUGGGAGUCUCUGGGAAUCUGGCCUUGAUUGUCAUAAUUUUAAAACAAAAGGAGAUGCGCAAUGUUACCAACAUCCUCAUUGUCAACCUGUCCUUUUCUGAUCUUCUAGUCACCAUCAUGUGUCUUCCAUUUACCUUUGUGUAUACUUUAAUGGACCACUGGAUUUUUGGAGAGGCCAUGUGCAAAUUGAAUCCUUUCGUGCAAUGUGCCUCAAUCACUGUCUCAGUCUUUUCUUUAGUCCUCAUUGCUAUUGAACGCCAUCAGCUAAUCAUCAAUCCCCGUGGCUGGAGGCCAAACAACAGACAUGCCUACAUGGGGAUUGCUGCCAUAUGGAUUUUAGCCACAGCUUCCUCUUUGCCUUUUCUGAUCUACCAUGUGUUAACAGAUGAACCCUUCAGAAACAUAACAUUUGAUGAAUAUAAGGACAAAUAUGUGUGUUUGGACCUGUUCCCCUUGGACACUGCCAGGCUUUCUUAUACCACAACGCUUUUGGUGAUUCAGUACUUAGGACCGCUUUGUUUUAUAUUUAUUUGCUACUUAAAGAUAUACAUGCGAUUAAAAAAAAGGAACAACAUGAUGGACAAGAUAAGAGACAGUAAGUACAGAUCCUCUGAAACCAAAAGGAUCAACAUCAUGCUGAUCUCAAUAGUAGUCGCAUUUGCAGUUUGCUGGCUACCUCUCACCAUCUUCAAUAUUGUGUUUGAUUGGAACCAUGAAAUUCUGCCUGCUGCUACCUGCAGCCACAACCUGUUGUUCCUGAUUUGCCACCUCACUGCCAUGAUCUCUACCUGCGUGAACCCCAUCUUCUAUGGAUUUCUCAAUAAGAACUUCCAAAGGGACCUGCAGUUUUUAUUUCAUUUUUGUCAUAUCCGCUCCCAUGAGGAGGAUUAUGAAACUAUAGCCAUGUCCACAAUGCAUACAGAUGUUUCAAAAACCUCUUUAAAGCAAGCAAGUCCAGUUACAUUUAAAAAAUUAAAUAGCGAUGAUGAUGACAAAAUAUAA